ACUGUAAAUAACUUAUAGAAAGAACUCUUUAACGUUUUCCAUAAAUUACUUCCUUUCAGCCAUCUUAAAAAUACUGUUUGCGUAGUGAAUUUUUCUCUCCAAUCUAAUCGCAAAAAUGGUAAUUCGUUGCGAUUUGGCCAUUGGCCUGAAGAAGGGUCAUAAAGUUACGAAAUUACCUGGUCGAAAAUUGAAACCUUCCAGACGAAAGGAUAGGUCAUCUAAGCACAUGAAAUUUGUCAGAGAUCUUGUCCGUGAAGUUGUGGGAUUCUCUCCAUAUGAAAAAAGAUGUCAAGAAUUGUUGAGAAUUUCAAAAGACAAAAGAGCUCUAAAAUUCUGUAAGAAAAGGCUUGGAACACAUUUACGUGCCAAAGCCAAACGUGAAGAAAUGCAAAUUAUGUUGCAGAAAAUGAGAAAAGCACAGCAACAAGCAGCAGCCGCAGCAGCAUCAUCACAUAAAUAAUUCUAUAAAAAAAAGUGGAAUAAAAUAUGAAAAUAUAAGACUGUAA
Octopus bimaculoides (California two-spot octopus) is the source of this 506-nucleotide messenger RNA. RefSeq names its product large ribosomal subunit protein eL36. The record is from RefSeq and is a predicted model, not a curated record. Gene Ontology annotation, cellular component: ribosome. Gene Ontology annotation, biological process: translation. Lineage: Eukaryota; Metazoa; Mollusca; Cephalopoda; Octopoda; Octopodidae. Gene Ontology annotation, molecular function: structural constituent of ribosome.